This is a messenger RNA of Dinoponera quadriceps, 900 nucleotides long. RefSeq lists its product as uncharacterized. NCBI's taxonomy places the organism in Eukaryota, Metazoa, Arthropoda, Insecta, Hymenoptera, Formicidae. The transcript has 5 exons. Bases 111 to 857 code for a protein of 248 amino acids. The record is from RefSeq and is a predicted model, not a curated record.
AAAGUGAAUAAGAUGGCUGGUGUUAUAUAACGUUAUAUAACGUUACGUAUACAUAUAAAUAGAGUGAUCGAAGAGAUUCAAGGCAGGCUCGUGAAAAACACCUAGACAAGAUGUUAUUCCACAUUUUUGCUAUAUUAAGCGUUGCAGUCUUUGGAUCGUGCAUUGCGGAAAAAUUCGAUCUUCUUGUGCCGACUUGCGCACGCAAUUCAAGCGACUACAAUUCCUGCUUAAAACACGCAAUUAAAGAAGCAUGGCCACUUUUUGUAGCAGGUCUUCCGGCUGAAUUCGAAUUUCCACCUAUAGAUCCAUUUAUUUAUGAAAGUGACAAAUAUGUAUUUGAUAAUGGCGGAUUACACGGAGAAGUAACUAUAUCAAAUCUUACUGCCGAGGGCUUACGGUUAAUUCGUUUUGUGGCUAUAAGGACUCACUUCGACGAUGACAUCUUCCGUUUGGCGAUUGACAUACGUAUACCAAAAAUAGUUACUUAUGGUGAUUGUGCCGCAUAUGGUGUUUUCAGCGGGUUUCGAAUGGGUGGAAAAGGAAAAUUAUAUUUAACUCUAGAAGGCAUCAGAGGAACAUGGGAUAUAUCAGGGCCAGUAAAAAAUGAUACGUGGAUUAUAGAACAUUUCCGCACAAGUCCAAUAGUUAAAAGUUUUAAUUUGAAAUUGGAUAAUUUUUUCGAAGGCAAUCGAGAAUUGAAUGAACUCGCCCAUAAAUUUGUGAAUGAUAAUUGGCCGCCGAUAUAUCGAAUAGUAGUGCAAGUAUCUUCUGACGUUUGGGACACGUAUUUUAGCAAAAUGCUCAAUCGCUUAUUUUCGAAACUGUCUUUUUCAAAGGUGUUUCCAGAAGAAGUUUAGAAGUUUAUUUAAUCCUAAAUAAAUAUUAAGAUAAAAAUAUUAA